Seminavis robusta is the source of this 291-nucleotide messenger RNA. Lineage: Eukaryota; Bacillariophyta; Bacillariophyceae; Naviculales; Naviculaceae. The record is from the annotation of a GenBank genome assembly.
AUGCCGUCUUCCAUGCAAUACAUUGCUACCAUUGGUGUUGGCUUUUUGGGCCUUUGCGUGGGCGUUUCGGUUACAUACUACAAUAUGGAAAUGGAAUUGAAGCGGAAAGAGAAAAUGGCAGAGCUAAGGAGAAAAAAUGAUAUUCAAACCUUGGAAGUGACAUUGGCGAAGCAACGAGAGGUGAUCAAGAAACUACGAGGGAGUUUGGCUCUGGCCAUGAAACGACCCAUGAUCAGCUCCCCACUUUCUUCGCCACUCUCAUCGCCCGAUAGUAGGAUCCGACAACGGUAG